Diorhabda sublineata is the source of this 6255-nucleotide messenger RNA. It is a transcript of the gene Galphas, whose product is annotated as guanine nucleotide-binding protein G(s) subunit alpha. The coding region runs from base 1045 to 2313 and encodes 422 amino acids. The record is from RefSeq and is a predicted model, not a curated record. Gene Ontology annotation, cellular component: heterotrimeric G-protein complex. NCBI's taxonomy places the organism in Eukaryota, Metazoa, Arthropoda, Insecta, Coleoptera, Chrysomelidae. Gene Ontology annotation, biological process: adenylate cyclase-activating dopamine receptor signaling pathway; sensory perception of chemical stimulus. Gene Ontology annotation, molecular function: GTPase activity; GTP binding; G-protein beta/gamma-subunit complex binding. The transcript is spliced from 8 exons.
AACGGAAGUCUACGAACAAAACUUACGGUCCAUUAUCAGUGUUUAAAUUUCCAAACAUAAGAUUUUUAAGUGCUUCAAACAUCAAAUUAUAAUCCUAGAACUUGGUCAAUAUUAGCUAGUCUACAGUAUUAAUAAAACCAAACAUGAAUUAUAAAUAUAUAGGAUAAAGUCACUAAAAAACAGGCCGAAUAGCACUGGCAGCUGAGGCCUUUCCAACAUUAAAAAGAAGAGUAACGGAAGUCGAUGUUAAACCGGUUCUAUUGUAAGAUUAAUUUUAGUUUGAUAAAAAGUUGUUUGAAGUAUCGCAGUGUUUAAUACCAACGAAUAACAGGCGAAAAAGUGAUGUAAAUACAGAAAAAAAUGGCAAUAGGCAGAGGAAAAACCACGAGAAACGCCCCUGUAUAUAAUGAAAGGUUUUCGGGCACGUUCUACGCAUACUCAUUUAGAUGACAGCGCCAGUGGCGCCCCGUUUGGUAAUACCGAACGAUGUUAAUUGUGUACUUCCGAAGUUAAUCGUAAAAUAUUGAAAAAAAACAAUGUUAAAUGAUGCAAUUGUGAAAUAAAACAAUCAAUGUGGUUAUUGGAACGAUCCUUUUUAUUCAACAGUAUAAUUAUAUAAGUGUGCAGUGCAAUUUCAGCAAAAGUCGAUUUAGUGACAGGGUGUAUCGAGUAGUUUAUGGGUAGACCGAUAGAGGAUUCGCGAUUGAACUCUAUAAAAUAUUAGCCAGAUUCUAUUUUUAAAAUAUGCCUGUGUAGAUUUGUGUUGUAUUCUACUAAUAUAUACCUGUCUCGGUAAAGUGGGCUAUUUUUGAAAAUAUUUAUGUAAAAAUAACUAGUGUCCAUGGGAUUGUAAAAAUACUCUAGGGAGCCAUUUUUUUACUCUACAAAUUUAAUUUUUUCUUUGCUCGGAAACUAAGUGAAUUCGGUUAUUUGUUCAAGUGAUUUUUCGAACAUUUAUGGUGAAAGCAUGCGAAAAUAUGUUGCCUCGUAAUGGGAAAUGUCUCCUGAGAAUGUAAUGGUUUCCCAUCAAAGCUAUGGAAGUAUAUGAUUUGUAUUUGCAACUCCUGUUAUAAGUUUUUCGGUAGGGUGAGAGCCACGGUGGCGUCAGGCCCAGAGUGUGGCCCGGUGGCCGCCGAUAAGGGGGCCGAUUGCUGGUGGUCCCCCCUGGCGGCCAUGGGCUGCUUCGGGAAUAGGGACGCCGCCCAGGCGUCCGAAGAUAUCCGUUCUCAAAAACGUAUCAGUGACCAAAUAAAUAGGCAGCUAGCUAAAGAAAAACAAGUUUAUCGUGCUACACAUAGAUUGCUACUUUUGGGAGCCGGAGAAUCGGGAAAAUCGACCAUAGUUAAACAGAUGCGUAUAUUGCACGUCAAUGGUUUCAGUGAAAAAGAGAAAAAACAGAAGAUCGAGGACAUUAAGAAGAAUAUUCGAGAUGCUAUCAUCACAAUUUCGGGGGCGAUGUCGACCCUCAGUCCGCCCGUAGCUCUAGAAAAGCCGGAAAAUCAAGCGAGAGUAGAUUGGAUACAGGAUUGUGCCACUGGUCCGGAUUUCGAUUAUCCACCGGAAUUUUACGAUCACACCGAGGCACUAUGGAAGGACAGAGGCAUACAAGCCACUUACGAUCGAAGUAAUGAAUAUCAAUUAAUAGACUGUGCUAAAUAUUUUCUCGAUCAAGUGAGCGUUAUCAGAAGGCCAGAUUAUACGCCUACGGAACAGGAUAUACUCCGCUGUCGUGUCCUGACCAGCGGUAUAUUCGAAACCCUCUUCCAAGUCGAUAAGGUCAAUUUUCAUAUGUUCGACGUCGGCGGUCAACGUGAUGAACGCCGCAAAUGGAUCCAGUGCUUCAAUGACGUGACUGCCAUAAUAUUCGUGACGGCUUGUAGUUCAUACAAUAUGGUAUUGCGGGAAGAUCCUACUCAGAAUAGGCUCAGAGAAAGUCUCGAUUUGUUCAAAUCGAUAUGGAACAACAGAUGGUUGAGAACCAUAUCCGUUAUCCUUUUCCUCAACAAACAGGAUCUCUUAGCCGAAAAAAUAUUGGCGGGGAAGAGUAAAUUGGAGGAAUAUUUUUCUGAAUUUACGAGGUAUACGACUCCAGUGGAAGUCGCUAAUGAUUCCAACGAACAUCCUGAAGUGUUUCGAGCGAAAUAUUUCAUUAGAGAUGAAUUUCUGCGCAUAAGUACCGCUUCGGGUGAGGGUAAACAUUAUUGUUAUCCGCAUUUCACGUGCGCCGUCGACACUGAAAAUAUCAAAAGAGUGUUCAACGAUUGCCGAGACAUCAUCCAACGUAUGCAUCUUCGUCAAUACGAACUAUUAUAACCGCCCAAAUUUAUUUUGCGCCCCCAACUCUAUUUACCUACUACCCCCCCUAUAUCCCCCCCUUCGAUACGUCAACACACAAACACACUCGUUCCGAUUUUUUUUUUCUUCUUCUUCUUCUCUUUUCACAUGUUAGCCGGAGGAAAAAAACGUUUUUGUGAUCGUUUCUUUUUUUUUUUCAUUUUCUUUUUAUUUUUCAUUUUUUUUUUCUAUAGGAAGUAGAAAAGUAUCGUUGCCAAAAUAUAACAACAAAAAUUGUAAGCAUUUAGAGUAUUGUGUUUUUUAAUAUGUGAUAUAUGACAGUUUCAGACCGUAAUUCGAUAAAAGCAAAAAAUAUUUUGUAUUUUAUCCCAAAAACAAAAAAAAAAACUAAAAAAAAAAAAUUUAGUAUAAACGCACAGAUUUUUAUUAUUUAUCAAACUAUUUACUUUACGGUGUACCGUAAAGUCAUUUUUAUUCCCGUUUGCUCAUUUUUCAGUUAUUUCAGGGUUUUUUUUCAGUAUUUUUCACUCGUUUUUACGGGAUUUUGUUUAUUACCAGAAAUUUUAUUACGCCGACUGACAAUCACGAAAAAAAAUUUUUUUUUUAAACUAUAAAUCUUGGAUUUUCCUUGGUUUUUAUUUAUAAUUAUUCUUUUUUGUACGAUUAAAUCAAAUUAAGAAAAUCGAAAUAGCGUAUUUCGAAAAUAACAAUUUUUUUUUUCGAAAUAAUUCUGAUUAAACUAAAAAAAAUGAAUUUCGAAUUUUUUUUUCAUUUCAUCAUAAAUUUUUUUAUAUUUUUAAAUCGAAAUAUAAGUAUGAAAAUAAUAUUUUUCGAAAAUAACAAUAUUUUUGGAAAUUAUUAUAAUUAAAACAGAAAAAAACAAGAAUUUCUGAAAAAUAUUUUUUUUCUGUUUUAAUUACAAUAAUUUCCAAAAAUAUUGUUAUUUUCGAAAAAUAUUAUUUUCGAUUUAAUAAAUUGGAUUAUUUUUGGUGGGAUUGUAUAUAUACAGGGUGUUUUUAUGAACACGUUGUCUAUAAAAAUAAUUUUCGGGAAUUUUUUUAUAAUUUUUUCGAUUUACAAAUGACAAUUUUUCAAAAAUUAUUAUGAUUAAAUCAGAAGGAAAAAAUAAUUUUCUGAAGGUGGUCAAUUUUAAAUCGAAAAAAUUAUAAAAAUUCUGAAAAUAAUCUUUAUAUACAAAGUGUUCAUAAAAACACCCCGUAUAUACACAAUUCCACCAAAAAUAAUUCAAUUUAUUAAAUCGAAAAUAAUAUUUUUCGAAAAUAAGAAUUUUUUUGGAAAUUAUUAUAAUUAAAACAAAAAAAAACAAGAAUUUCUGAAAAAUAUUUUUUUUAUGUUUUAAUUAUAAUAAUUUCCAAAAAUAUUGUUAUUUUCGAAAAAUAUUAUUUUCGAUUUAAUAAAUUCGAUUAUUUUUGGUGGGAUUGUAUAUAUACAGGGUGUUUUUAUGAACACGUUGUCUAUAAAAAUAAUUUUCGGGAGUUUUUUUAUAAUUUUUUCGAUUUACAAAUGACAAUUUUUCAAAAAUUAUUAUGAUUAAAUCAGAAGAAAAAAAUAAUUUUCUGAAGGUGGUCAAUUUUAAAUCGAAAAAAUUAUAAAAAUUCUGAAAAUAAUCUUUAUAUACAAAGUGUUCAUAAAAACACCCCGUAUAUAUACAAUCCCACCAAAAAUAAUCGAAUUUAUUAAAUCGAAAAUAAUAUUUUUCGAAAAUAACAAUAUUUUUGGAAAUUAUUAUAAUUAAAACAAAAAAAAACAAGAAUUUCUGAAAAAUAUUUUUUUUAUGUUUUAAUUAUAAUAAUUUCCAAAAAUAUUGUUAUUUUCGAAAAAUAUUAUUUUCGAUUUAAUAAAUUCGAUUAUUUUUGGUGGGAUUGUAUAUAUACAGGGUGUUUUUAUGAACACGUUGUCUAUAAAAAUAAUUUUCGGGAGUUUUUUUAUAAUUUUUUCGAUUUACAAAUGACAAUUUUUCAAAAAUUAUUAUGAUUAAAUCAGAAAAAAAAAUAAUUUUAUGAAGGUUGUCAAUUUUAAAUCGAAAAAAUUAUAAAAAAAUUACGAAAAUUAUCUUUAUAUACAAUGUGUUCAUAAAAACACAUAUACACAAUUCCACCAAAAAUAAUCCAAUUUAUUAAAUCGAAAAUAAGAAUUUUUUUGGAAAUUAUUAUAAUUAAAACAGAAAAAACAAGAAAUUCUGAAAAAUAUUUUUUUAUGUUUUAAUUAUAAUAAUUUCCAAAAAUAUUGUUAUUUUCGAAAAAUAUUAUUUUUGAUUUAAUAAAUUGGAUUAUUUUUGGUGGAAUUGUGUAUAUACGGGGUGUUUUUAUGAACACAUUGUAUAUAAAGAUAAUUUUCGUAAUUUUUUCGAUUUAAAAAUGACAAUUUUUCAAAAAUUAUGAUUAAAUAAGAAAAAAAAAUAAUUUUCUGGGGGUUGUCAAUUUUAAAUCGAAAAAAUUAUAAAAAAAAUUCCGAAAAUUAUUUUUAUAGACGUGUUCAUAACAACACCCUGUAUAUACACGAUUUUACCAAAAAUAAUCCAAUUUAUUAAAUCGAAAAUAAUAUUUUCCGAAAAUAACAAUUUUUUCGGAAUUUGAAAUUAAUUUAAUACACAAAUAAAUAUAGAAAACAUUUUUUUCGAUUUGAUGUAUUAAAAAAAAUUUUUGGUAACCAUUCAAAACAAAACCCCGUAGAUGCGUGCGAUAUAUACGGAAAACCCUGUAUGAUAUAUAAAAAAAAAACUAUUUUGUGCUCACGUCAAUGAUUUUUGUGUGAAAUUGCAUUUAAAAUAUUGAUAGACGAUUUUUAAUUGUGUAUAUUAUAUUUUUAUCAAAAAAAAAACAAAUUAUUUAAAAUUACUUAAAAAUAUACCGGGCGGUCCGAAAAGUAAAAACCCACCACAAUUAAUUCGUCUAAAUUAUUUUUAGAACUCCCCUGGUAUAAUAAAACGCGCCCAUUUUUUGUUUCCGGUUUGUAAAUUCGCCGGUAUUGAACGUUACAAGGGGGCUUCUAAAAGUAGUGGUCGUAGAGUUGCACUCGAUUAACGUUGUCGCUUAUCGAUAUCAACUUCUCGAAUUCCCCCGGUAGUUAUUUUUCUUUUUUUUUUUUUUUUUCAAAACGGAAUCGUUCCACUCCUGAUUUGUAUAAUUCUUGUCGUUAUAUGUUACAGGGGGACAUGUGAAAUUAGAUAUAUAGGCGUUUGAUAGUCGAUUUUUUUCCAAAAUUUCUUUUUUUUUUGGAUUUUUUUUUGAUUCCCCAAAUUCCUUAAUUCGAGAUUAAAUCGUCUUCUAUUUUUUUCUUAUAGAAUCUCUUCAAGAUUUAUUUUUUUCCAAAAUGUGACACUUUCAGUUUUCCGUUUGUGUAAUUGGCUCGAUUUUGUGUUACAGGGGUAUUCCUAAAAGUAAUUAUCCAAAAAUAAUGGUCCUACUUUAAACAGUGUUGCCAUUUACAUUAGUUUUCAACUAUAAAUAUACAGGGGGACUUCUAAAAAUGGCAAAAACAGUGUUGCCGUUUCUGGCAAUUGUCUAGUUACUGGGGUGGGGGGGGGCUUUGAAAAGUAGUGCUGGAGUCACGUAGAUAUAAGAGUAAUUUUACUUGACCGCCUGGUAUAUUUGAUGAAUAGUAACCUGUACAUAGUGCAAACUUUAAAUAAAUAUCGUACGUAAAUAAAUUUUCUUCCAAUAAAAUAAACACACAGUAUAGAGAAGAAAAUUGUGUAUAAAUGUUUUAAUUUCAUAAUUUAUCGAUAAGAAAAUUGGUUUCCCUUGAAAAGAAAUCUCAUCUUUCAUCGCCUACCCCCCCCCUUUCCCCCCUUUACCCAUUUUUCAUAUUAAUAAUAUUUCGAUAACACAUCACACAUGAUUAGUUGAAAAACAAAAAUAAAAAGAGGACAACUCAGUUGGUCGCAUGGGAAAAAUGUCGAAUUAUUUGUAAGGUCGAUAAUAAAUUUAUAUAAUUAGG